AUGUCAGAACGCAAAGUCCUCACGAAAUACUACCCCCCAGACUUCGACCCCUCCCUCGUAGGCCGCGCCCGCAAGCCCAAAGGCGCGGCCGCGGCGGGGCCCAAAGUCCAGACCGUCCGCCUCAUGGCGCCCUUCUCGCUGCGCUGCGUCUCCUGCGGCGAGUACAUGUACCGCGGGCGCAAGUUCAACGCGCGCAAGGAGACGCCCCAGGGCGAGAAGUACUUGGGCAUUCAGCUCUACAGGUUCUACAUACGCUGCACGCGGUGCUCCGCCGAGAUUGUGUUUCGAACGGAUCCCAAAAACCAGGAUUACGUGGUGGAGAAGGGGGCGAAGAGGAACACGGACCCGUGGAAGAGGGGGUUGGAGAAUGGUGUGGAGGAAGGCGAGACGGAUGAGCAGCGGCUGGAUCGGUUGGAGAGGGAGAUGGCGGAGGCCGAGGGCGAGGAGGAGCGGAAUGCGAUGGCCGAGUUGGAGGCCAAGACGGAGGAUGCCAAGAGGGAGAUGGCGGUUGCGGAUGCGUUGGAUGAGAUACGGAGCCGGAAUGCCAGGUUGGAGAUGGCGCGGAAAGAAGGGGGGGAUCUGCUGGGGGCUGGGCUUGCGGUGGUCAGUCCUGAAGAGGAGGAGAGGAGGAGACAGGAGGAGGAGGAUGCCGAAGCGGCGAGGAAGGCGUUUGCGUUUUCAAGGAGGCAGGACAUGCUGGAGGAGGUGGUGGAGGAGGAUGAGGAGGGUGAGAGGGCUGUGAUAGCGUUGAAUGGCGAUGGCAUCGGUUCCGAGUCCGGGCCAAAAUCUGCGCCAGCGUCCAAUUCUGAUUCAAAACCCUCCCCAGCUGCGAGUACUCCGGAUAUAGUACCACCCCCGAGUUUCAAGCGACAGGUCAAGAAGAAAAAGGACCAUGCGGCGCUGCUUGGCAUCAAGAAGAAACAACCGCUGGUGUAA
Molecule: messenger RNA, 936 nt
Organism: Parathielavia appendiculata
Lineage: Eukaryota; Fungi; Ascomycota; Sordariomycetes; Sordariales; Chaetomiaceae
Product: DUF572-domain-containing protein
Exons: 2
Coding region: 1-936 (311 amino acids)
Biological process (GO): mRNA splicing, via spliceosome
Cellular component (GO): U2-type catalytic step 1 spliceosome
Source: RefSeq, a predicted model, not a curated record